This is a messenger RNA of Cynoglossus semilaevis (tongue sole), 2631 nucleotides long. Its product is annotated as homeobox protein MSH-C-like. Gene Ontology annotation, cellular component: nucleus. The coding region runs from base 957 to 1790 and encodes 277 amino acids. Gene Ontology annotation, molecular function: RNA polymerase II transcription regulatory region sequence-specific DNA binding; DNA-binding transcription factor activity, RNA polymerase II-specific. The transcript is spliced from 5 exons. The record is from RefSeq and is a predicted model, not a curated record. Lineage: Eukaryota; Metazoa; Chordata; Actinopteri; Pleuronectiformes; Cynoglossidae. Gene Ontology annotation, biological process: regulation of transcription by RNA polymerase II; embryonic morphogenesis.
AAAAUAAGUAGUGGUGAAAUGUGAGAUUGUGUACACUACUGGGUCAGUCAUUCUGAGGUUUAGGAAAUCCUUAUUUAAUGGUAUAAUCAUUUAGUUUUGCCUCAAAAUAUUAUAAAAUGGUGGCUGUGUGGAAGUAAAAAAUGGAAGAGAAUAUGGCAUUUUAAUACAUUAUUGUUAUCAUCAUCGUUUUUUAAAUAUUUUAUCAGUUAGACAUUUUUGAUAAAUGCUUGUUGAACACAGUUCAUAAAAUCAAUAUGGUGCGGCGUUAUCAUGGUCAUUGUUGUUGUGCUGGACGUAACAUGCGUGGACUUCACAUCACGUGCCACAUCAUUCAGCAGCAGUCAUCACUCGUUUGUUGAAGCCAUUUCCCUGAAACCUCAUCCUAAACGGUCCCAGUUCUCGCAGUGCACUACACGAUGGUGACAAACAACCAGUUCGUCACCAGUGGGAUCCCUCGUCCGUGGAUUGAAGGCUAAUUCCUGCAGAAAGACCAGGCCGAUGCUGACCCUCGCUGCUCUGUGUCCUCCCUCCGGACACCGCGGACGCCGCCGCCGCCGCCUCGUCCUGUCACGGAGGCUCCGCCGCAGCCACAGCGUCACUGAGCUGCGGUCCUGCACAGACAAACCACACACUACACUCAUCAGGGAAUUUCUCUCCAAAGCCCCCUGAAUGUUGUUUGUCAGUUGUGCAAGACAGAGGGCUGACGAUGGAUUCCAGAGGCUGAGGCCUCUUGAUGUUCCUGUGAGAGGCGCUGAGCCAAUCGAGACCGCACUCGCAGACGUCACAAAGCCAACUCGAAGGGCUGAUUGGUUGGAGCAGGGAAGGAGGACAACCCCUGUCCUUUUAUAGACGACCCCCGUCAGGCGGCUUUAAGCUACUGGUCACCCCUGGCAGCACGUAGAGACGCAUUUAUUACUACUACACACCACUCUCCUGAACGGGCCGCACGGUGGUGCAUGGCCGCCGCAUCCCCCUGUACCGCGAUGAGUGCUGCGCAAAGUUCGCCGUCCGGAGACGCAAAACUGCUACAAAAACAAGAACAGACGGAAACGGAGGGAGAUGAACUCCAGCCCAAAGACAUGACCACGGAAAAGGGAUACAGAUCACAGCGGAGCUGCCUCCCGUUUAGCGUGGAGUCGUUGAUUUCCAAAAAACCCACCUGUCGGACAUCCUAUCCCCCCUCGGACCUUGCUCUGGUCCUACCCAAGCCCGGGGUUACACAGGGCGCACCGUUCUCCCCAAGGACUCUUUACGCUGAUGGCAAGGUUUCCGCGGAGAGCUCUCGGGCUGUCUCCAGCAGCUCCGCUGAAGACAGUCCACAGUUUUGUGAGAAAGAACAGAGCACUUGGUUCCAGACUUCUUCCUUUACUACUCCUCCUCGAAGCUCCAGUCCAAAUCAAUGUACUUUAAGGAAACACAAAAAUAACAGGAAACCUCGCACGCCCUUCACUACCUCUCAGCUGCUGGCCUUGGAGCGCAAAUUUCGCCAGAAACAGUACCUCUCCAUCGCCGAGAGAGCGGAGUUCUCCAACUCGCUCAAUCUGACGGAGACUCAGGUGAAGAUCUGGUUCCAGAACAGAAGGGCCAAAGCCAAGAGACUACAAGAGGCCGAGCUGGAGAAGUUCAAACUGGCCUCCAAGCCCGUCCUCCCCGCCUUUGCGCUGCCGUUCCCCAUCGGAGCGCACAUAGGCUCCCCCACAUGGAGCCCAUCAAGUGCCUUCCCGAGACCCAGUCUGCCAGUGCCGGGACUGUUCGGUGGACCCACUUAUGGGAUGUACUACUUGUCCUAAUGCUCCCGAGUGCGUGUGUGCACAUUAGCGUGCUUGUCCUCGGGCUGCCUGUAGUCUUUGGAAGGCCGCACCGCAGAAGGAUAACAUGUGUUUAAUAUAUCAGAGUUUAUUUUUUAAAUCUGGUCUAAAAUAAACCUUUUCUAUGAUGUCAAAUGUAUGACCACUGCCAUCACGACACAGACUACGGUCUGUUUGUUGGUGCGUUAUGGAACUGCGAGCGCUCACUCAGAACUCGUAAUUAUGGUGACAAGCGCUGUGGAAUCAGUUGUGGUUCCAACUUUAAAUGUCAGGUUUUCAAACGACAUGCUUUAAACACUUCGUUCAUUGUCCACUCUGUCCAACAGUGGUGAAAAUGGACAGCUGGAGUGAAUUCGAACACGAAGACUGCAGUAUUCUUCUGGAUGCAACAGAACAGUACUUACUGGUGUCAGUGCCUUACGUCUCAGAGCAGUGCAUCACUUAGAGUUCACCUUCUUAUCCCGCACUGCUGUUUGACUAUAUCCUCUCACCCUCGGGUAAAACCUCAAUUGCUGUUUGAAUAUUUUCGACUAUAUUCGAUCAUUCCUAUCAUUUUUCUACCGUCUAAUUUUGUAAAUUGUAUUAGAUUUUAAAACCCUCCACGAGACAUUUGUGGGAGUAUUGAUAGGUUUUUUUUUCUGUGAAGAGCUGCAGAUAAUGUAAAUAAAAUUUGUAGUGUUCAUAAAGUCCUGCAGUCUCACCUGAGGUCGGGCAGGAAAUCUGAUAUUUAUUGAAUAUGUUUGUAUCUGUACUGUGUACAUAAAAUUGUUCAGUUACUUGUAAAAACUGACUUUAGAAAAUAAAAUCUAAACAUGCUCUAAAA